AGUUUAAGACAUGUAUCAAGAACUGAUAUACUGAUGAUGGUCUAAAAAGAGGCUUAGAAGGUAACUUCUAGCAUGCCCAGCAAUGACUCAGAUGCGGGAGGAUCGUCCGAAAGUGAGGUGAUAUUCGAGGAUAACGGCGACUACAUCGAAACAAAUCUCAUAACCGAGGAAGAUUUAAAGAGCUACAGACUUCAUGUAGCCACACAAGAGGGCUCAAAGGGGGCUCCCCUCAAUGAGGCUCUUCCUGCUAUCGAACUCGCGAAAAUUAUUUACAAGAGGAGGAAACUGAAGGAGGAUGCAAAGGAGGUUGAAGAACGAGAAAAUUCUAUCGAAAAGUUAAAAGACAAGUUGAAGAAAAAGAAAAAGAAAAAGAACAAGUCUAGAUCUAAAUCACCGAGCAGCAAAAAGGAUCGUCAAUACAGAGAAAAGAAAACCAACAGUAAAUCUCGGUCAAAGUCCCCAAAACUGGCAAAAAAAAUCAAGUCCAAGUCCAAAAGUCCCAAGCCAUUGAAACGCAUCAAAUCGAAAUCUAAAAGCAAAAGUCCGAAAAAGUCAAAACGCAGCAAGUCUAAGAGCCCAAAGAGGUCCUCAAGGCCACGUAAAAGUUCUCGCUCCAACAGUCGGUCCCGGAACAAAAGUAAAAGGAGAUCCCGAAGUAGGAAUCGGGAUAGUGGACACCGAUCCCAUAAUCGACGAAGAAGACGAAGUCGUUCUCGGAGUCGAGGAAGAUCACGUAGACACCGCAAAAAAUUGUGGGAAAGCAAGUCCAAAUCGAGAUCGAGAUCGGAUUCAAGAGAUAAAGAUGACUACGUGAGGAAAUGUAAGUCAAUACAGGAUGGUCCUGACUUGCCAGUGUCCAGGCCUGUAGACCGGAGGAAACGCAGACGGUCCCGGAGCAGAUCCCGACACAGAUCCAGCUCCUCCAGCGUGGAACGUCCUCCUCGCGGACUCCCUUCCUCCAGCUCUUACCUCGCCAUAGAGGGACCUGAGAUGGACAAAGCUUUAGUUACCCUGUACCCAUCAGCAACCCCCUCUCUAGCGGCUCCUACAUUGGAUAGGGUGAGGUUACCCCCCGUUCUAGCUCAACAGUUGUUCCCCGUCUCUUGUGGGUCCGACCACAAGACUGAGGAGUCCGAGAAAGCAGCAGCCUCUGUGUUGGCAAUUGAGGGUCCUAAGGAGAAAGGGAAGGCGGAGGAGGAAAAGGAGGAGGGUGAACUGAAACCUCCGCCAUCGCUGUCAGAAAUAAUGCAAAUGAGAAUUGAAGCGAACAAACUCCUGCUUAAAGACCCACAUGACUUAGCUGCGAAAAAGAUAUUGCACGAAGCUCAGAUAUUAAUGAAUCAGUGGCAGUCUUCUACUGUCCGAAAUGCUGGAGGACGUUACACUGGCGCCCCACUGACCACACCUCUACCAAAAGAGCUGCUUGACAGCCAUCACCCUCUCACCUGGGCUAGAAAGGACAUGUUCAUGAACCUUGCUCCGUUAACAGAGAGUCCGGGGAUUGCGAUGAUGAUGAAGAUGGGCUGGAGUUCGGGACAGGGUCUGGGAAAAGAGGGUACCGGUGAUGUGAACCCUCUUCAACUGGCUGUGAAAACCGACCGCAAAGGAUUGAUGACGGGACAAGAGGUUAUAAAGAAAAACCCAGCAGCAGAAAGAGGAGCGAAUGUUGUGGGCUGUAACUGGGUGCUCAAGAUUGUGAAUGGUAAGCAUGCAGUAUCUGGACUAGGGGAGAUACACCAGCACAUAGGGAGACCUUGUCCGGAGUACAUAGACCACCCCUCCACUGGAGUCCACCAGAUAACUGCUAAAACAGCCUGGGGUCAGUUCAUUCCUCCUUCCGUGGCACCAAGCAAGAAGGAAUCUAAAGGAAGAGCUGCUCUAUGGGCUUUAAAAAAGAUUUUAGCGAUAGAAGCGGACAAGUACAAUCAGACGUGUCCAGAGGAAGCUCCCACAUCAACUGUCAUGUCCAUCCUCUUCAAGACCACCACCCCUGGUCAGAACGCCAAGUACAACGCCAACUUCAACGACCCAAACAAAGUUUAUAUCGAUGUCAAGAACGUAUCGGCCGCCUUGGCUCAGGAAAAUGCAGUUCAACAUGCUGCUGCUCGACCAAGCUUGCCCCCGGGGAUACCUCACCUCAGACCACCCGCCCAACAUGGGGGGGCCGCUCACCACAGACCUCAACAAACACCUUGUUCUAAUACAGGGACCUCACAUCAGGCAUCCAUUGCUAGUCUCAUCUCCUCUCAGAGGAUAGCUGCUGAGAACUUGUCAAACAGACCUCCUGUCCGGAGAGAGCCUCUAAUGGCAGUUUCAGAACACAGACUUCCUAUCAGACAACCUCGACCUAGAGGUCCACCUCCAUCUCGGUUUGGGGGCCCUUCUCCAUCCCGACCCCGAGGUUCACCUCCAGCCCCACCUCGAAUGGGUGGCCCGCCGUCUCGACUAGGCGGCCCUCCUCCUCGAAUGAGUGGCCCUCCCCCGCCUCGACUAGGCGGCCCUCCUCCACCUCGAAUGGGUGGCCCUCCCCCACCUCGAAUGGGUGGCCCUCCCCCACCUCGAAUGGGUGGCCCUCCCCCACCUCGAAUGGGUGGCCCUCCCCCACCUCGAAUGGGUGGCCCGCCCCCGCCUCGACUAGGUGGCCCACCGCAACCUUAUCAACCAGCCAGACCACCUUUACCCCGAUCUAGCGCCUCUACCCCUCCAAUGAUACCAGGAGCUAAACCUAUUCAAGGUAACAUCCAACAGAUGAUCGCUAUGGCAACCAAGAUCACUGGUCACAUGAGACCCCCACCUCCUCGCUGAGAUCAGUUUUAUAUUUAUUCUGUCAUCUCAGGGAUCUUUGAUGAUAAGUUUGUCACUGAUUGAAAUAGCAGAUGUUUUAACAAACUUUAUUUGAUGGUCUAGGUUGUUAUUUGAUUUUUUUAAAUAUUUUUCAUUCAUUAAAUCUACUCCAUGCAAGAGAGUGAAUGAUAAUAUGUGACACGUCCAGUGAAAUUUGAUUUACCGGGUGAUUUUUAUUUUGUGAUCAUGUAUGUGAUGAAGUUUUAUGUUAUACACUCCUGGUAAUUCUGCGGAUAAACUGUCGGUUUAUCAUAGUAGCAUCUAAAUUAUUUACGUUUUACUUUGAUCCAUGAUUAAAAGAAAAACAACAACUUUCGAUUGCAAGCUUUUGAA
This is a messenger RNA of Bolinopsis microptera, 3177 nucleotides long. Its product is annotated as serine/arginine repetitive matrix protein 2-like. The coding region runs from base 73 to 2805 and encodes 910 amino acids. The transcript is spliced from 11 exons. Gene Ontology annotation, biological process: regulation of cell cycle; regulation of mRNA splicing, via spliceosome. Lineage: Eukaryota; Metazoa; Ctenophora; Tentaculata; Lobata; Bolinopsidae. The record is from RefSeq and is a predicted model, not a curated record. Gene Ontology annotation, molecular function: RNA binding.